Molecule: messenger RNA, 779 nt
Organism: Boeremia exigua
Lineage: Eukaryota; Fungi; Ascomycota; Dothideomycetes; Pleosporales; Didymellaceae
Product: eukaryotic translation initiation factor 1A
Exons: 3
Coding region: 121-597 (158 amino acids)
Biological process (GO): translational initiation
Cellular component (GO): cytoplasm
Molecular function (GO): RNA binding; translation initiation factor activity
Source: RefSeq, a predicted model, not a curated record
CAUCGAUGGACCAAGAAUGACACCCAACAUUAGUAUAAUAAUACCAAACCCGCUGCCGCCCCGCAGGCUUCGACAACAAACACCCGACUUCUUCGCCAAGCCCCCCGAACAGUCGCCAACAUGCCUAAGAACAAGGGAAAGGGUGGUAAGAACAGGAGACGUGGAAAGAACGAGAACGACAACGAGAAGCGCGAGCUCGUGUUCAAGGAGGAGGGCCAGGAGUACGCACAGGUCGUCAAGAUGCUGGGCAACGGCCGCCUGGAGGCGCAGUGCUUCGACGGCGCGCGCCGCCUCGCGCAUAUCCGCGGCAAGCUGAGGAAGAAGGUCUGGAUCAACCAGGGCGACAUCAUCCUGCUGUCGCUGCGAGACUACCAGGACGAGAAGGGCGACGUCAUCAUGAAGUACUCUGCCGACGAAGCCCGUUCAUUAAAGGCCUACGGCGAGCUGCCCGAGAACGCAAAGAUCAACGAGACCGACACGUACGGCGACCAGGGCGACGAGGGCAUCGGCUUCGAGUUCGACGAGGACCGCGACUCCGAGGACGAGGAGGACGUCGACGGCACGGGCAAGAAGGAGAUUGACAUUGACGACAUCUAAACGGUUGGCAGUGUGCGGAUGGAGGACGUCGCGUUCCGCCAUGCUGUCUCGGCUGCUGUGCGAGUACACGGGGCUGAGCUGCUCAAAUGCUGCUUCUUGCGAGCGGGCGGAUGGAUGGUGGAAAAGUCACUGACGAGGGGAUGAGAUUAUGUGGGAUAGACGAAUACAGACAUACCCUUCCU